Spodoptera frugiperda (fall armyworm) is the source of this 860-nucleotide messenger RNA. RefSeq lists its product as uncharacterized. The coding region runs from base 145 to 639 and encodes 164 amino acids. The transcript has 2 exons. NCBI's taxonomy places the organism in Eukaryota, Metazoa, Arthropoda, Insecta, Lepidoptera, Noctuidae. The record is from RefSeq and is a predicted model, not a curated record.
AGAAAUCACUCCAAACAAUAUCUGUCAAUGAACGUCACGUUUUCAAUAGGUUUACAUUGUUUGUUUACAAUAGUACAAGACACAUAUAAACAAACAAUUCUUUCACAAUUUAAAAUGUUUAGGUAGUUUGAAGAUGAAGAGAAAAUGGUCAAGCGAAUUGUUGAAAUAGUGCUGCAACUGACCAGUAUAGGGUUAGUCAUAGCUGCAGCCGGCCUUUGGGCUGGGGCAGGAGUAGAUGCAAGACCAAGACAUCGAGAUGAACAGACUUUGGUUGGGGGAGCGAUAUGGAGCCAAAUCAUAAUACCUAUCGGUCUAAUGAUAUCGAAGAUAGUAGAGGAGCCAAUUGAUAUUUUUGUUCAAGGAUAUUAUGUGGUAACUGGGAUAUGCCUUUUGUGGUUAACCAGUGCGUUUUUGAUUGCACAUGAAAUGCAAUGGUUAAGCCGGCAACAUGCGAAUUCUACGGCACCAAUGAUAAGAAGCUUGCGCAGUUCAAGACAGUUAGCCCGUAACCCACGUGUAGUGUCCAGCCACACUAUGGUAUCACAAUUCGAUCGAGCUUACUAUGCCAUCGGCAUUAUUUGUUUCGUAGCUGGAGCCGUCAAGUUAUCUGAGCUCAUCUUCGCCAUUGUUAAAUCCUAACAUUUAUUCUAAUAGUUGGAAAAUUAUAUUCAUGAGUCCGUCUAUGAUAAAUGUGGAUUUCUUUUUACAAAAGUAUUUGAGACGUAUGGUUGUUCUAAUUAAAGUUCUUUAUACAAUAUAUAGGGAACUAGUAUUUAUUUUUAUGCACAGGACAGAUAUUGCCAUACGUUUUACCGAUGUUAAUUGAAAUUGUGUUGAAAUAAAAGAUUAUUUUUUUAACA